Messenger RNA from Medioppia subpectinata, 435 nucleotides. NCBI's taxonomy places the organism in Eukaryota, Metazoa, Arthropoda, Arachnida, Sarcoptiformes, Oppiidae. The record is from the annotation of a GenBank genome assembly.
AUGGAACAGGUAUGGCUCUCGGAAUUUCAUCGCUUAUUCUCCAAUUACUACCAACAAGUUUGGAUCCUUCAACCCGUCGAACACAAACCCAUUGCCAACCGAUCUAUGCAUACAUUCGUCGAUUCAGCAAAAGUUAGAUUCUGUUGUGAUAAAUGCGGUCACGGGUGGACUUCAAUGAAGGGGAGAGUUGUGUUUUGGUUUGAUCUGUUGUCACCCUAUUAUUCCAAUGGGUUCGUGGCGUUCAAACUCUAUGGCCAACAAUGCGAUAGAUGUAAAACUGAUGGCUACGAACAGGCCAUGUGGUAUCCCGAAGAAGUUUGCAAAGUGUUGACAAACUUAUACAAUAAAGUGGGGCAACUAUUUUAUGGCUUCUAUCAGCCACCGAUUGAGAAGACCCGCCGGUCAGGCAAACCCCGUACCCCUCAUAACAGUGAC